AUGCCUCGCAAAGAAUCCUCAAAAUACAGAAUCGUUCCAUGUCCCUGUCCAGCUGACCAUAUUUCCCAACAAUUCAGUUCCAAACGACUUCAAAAUCCGAACGGCGAUGAUACCCAGAACUCGGGUUUGGCACAUUGUAUGAGAGUGGCAGAAGGUCAUGAAGAUAAGACAGUGAUAUGUACGAAUUGUAGCGAUCGAUGGGGUCAUAGUCAAGCUUCUUUAGCAAUGUUCAAGACUGAUUCUCAAACCAAUUCUCUUACACAAGCGAUGGAUUAUUACCCCACUUACAAAGGGCAAUGCUCAAGCGAGGGUGGGAAUCCACUAGAAUGGAAAUUGUACUACAGAAAAUGGCUCAGUCAAGGCGAAGCCGGUGCAACAAACGUUGCUGACAUUGCACAAUCUACACGAAAGAGGAGGAAGUAUGGAAGUUUCGAUCCUACAAAGUUUAAAAACAGGACAAUAACUCACUCGGAAAACGCAAUCAGAGGUUGGCAAAGCAGACGUAUAACCAAUGAAGCUCCUGAAGAGACAACUUCGAUUGGCGUACCUGGAAUGAUCAGCGAGACGUAUACAACACUGCAACCUCCCAUAUGCGAAACCGACUUCAAUGUUCCACAAGAGGGGAGCACCACCAGCUAUGGCCGCAAUGUUUCAUACCCUUUUGAAGCAUUCAUAGACCCCAAUUUGUUGCAGGACUCAACGGUGGAAGGUAGACUGUAUUCUGCACUCUUAUCAGAGGGUUACGGAGCAUUUGAUUCGACUGGCUACGGACACGGGAUGGAUGAUUAUUCAAUGACAGGCAUGCCAAGCUCUUGUGGUUAUUCUACUAAUCCCGAUUAUACCGAGCCCGGUUGGGAUACCCCUUAA
This is a messenger RNA of Kwoniella mangroviensis CBS 8507, 867 nucleotides long. RefSeq lists its product as uncharacterized. The transcript is spliced from 2 exons. The record is from RefSeq and is a predicted model, not a curated record. NCBI's taxonomy places the organism in Eukaryota, Fungi, Basidiomycota, Tremellomycetes, Tremellales, Cryptococcaceae. Bases 1 to 867 code for a protein of 288 amino acids.